GUGUUUUUGUUUUUAUCGCUAGUCGUUUUGUUUUGCCGGCGUUAAUAAUUUAAAUUGUUCUACCAAAACAUCAAAUAAUUAGUUUUAAUCAUUGUAACUAGUUAAAAGCUGUUAACAAUCACACGUGUAUCAGUUAAAGUGAUUCGUACGCAUGGAUCCGGGUGCUGGACCGUCCACAUCGCGAGGCGGUGGCCGAUCAUCGCGCGGUAAUUCACGAGGCGCGACUGCUGGUCGUUCUUGGCGGGGUCGCGGUUUUUGGCGACCGUACAACCGUGGGGGCGGCCCCGGAGGCCCACCCCGAGAGCGUCCCGUAGGAUAUGCCCUUCCACGGCUGGACGAUGAUGGAGAACAAUCUGCGGACCGUGGGUCCCCAUCGGGAUUGCUGCCGGUUGGAUCACAAUCAUCUCAACAGCCACUAUUGUCGGUGAUGCUGGAAAAGGAACCGUGCGAGUAUCCAGGUUGGAAGCUGUAUCUACCGCAGGAAGGAUAUCGCGAGGGGUCAUCCACUCUGCAAAAGAUUCAGGCAGCGGAACGACAUUAUGGUAAACUUCCUGAGCAGUACGAUCUGUCGGCAAUUAGGACCAACCUUUGGUUCGAGUUGGACAUUAGCGUGGGUGAAGCAGAUCCAACAUUCAUGCAAGAUUGGCCCACAUUUCGCCAGGAUUUGGUGGACAAUCCGGAGCAAACGUUGGCCAUGGCUGGACUGGCCAUGCACCAAGUGGUCACCAAGGCGCUUGUAGGGGAACUUUCAUCACAAUCGUCCGACGCGUCGCAGUCCCAUGACAAGCUGAUGCUGCAGGCCAUACGCCCCAGAGUUGUCGGUCAUGGACCGGAGGUCCAUUUGCGGCACAUGAAAAUCAACAGUUUCGGAAAGUUGUUUGCUGUUCGAGGAACUAUCAUCAGGGCGGGCAAUUCCCAGGUACUCAACUCAUGGAUGGCGUUUCGGUGUUCGCUGUGCCAUGGUCAGCAAGCAAUCCGACAAACAGAUGGAAUGUUGACCCUUCCUACGUCCUGCCGGGAAGGCUGUAAGGCAAGGAGCAACUUUAUUCCAAUGAGAUCAUCGGUAUUCACACGAACAGAGGCAUUCCAAACAGUACGCUUGCAGGAAUCUAUGUUAGGAGCUCGUUCCGGACACGGUCAGGUUCCGAGGAGCAUCGAGGUGGAGUUGACUCAUGAACUGGUGGACGCUGUUUGCCCAGGAGAUGACGUUACGAUUACUGGGAUAUUGAAAGGCCGCCCCCAAGAGGAGAACAGUUCAAAGGCACGCACCACGGCCAGCAUGUAUAAAAUGUACAUGCAAGCAGUAGCCGUUCGGAGCAACAAGAAUUCAUUGGCCAGUUGGCAUCGAGCGGCGGAAUUCUCCGACUUGGAUAUGGAAGCCAUUCGAACAAUUCGAUCGGAACCUUGCCCAUUUCGAUUGUUGGUUCAAUCGUUGUGUCCGAUGAUUUACGGACAUGAAAUGAUAAAGGCUGGCCUUCUACUGGGAUUGUUUGGAGGUGCUUCCAUAACCAAGGGUCGGCGUGCAGAGAUUCACGUCUUAAUUGUUGGCGAUCCCGGAAUCGGGAAGAGCCAGAUGCUACAAUCAUGCGCAGAAGUGUCUCCCAGGGGCAUUUUCGUUUGUGGGAAUAGCACCUCCAAUGCCGGAUUGACUGUGGCCGUUCGGACCGAGAAAGGUUCCGGAGGAGCUUUGGAAGCAGGUGCACUGGUGCUUGCAGAUCAAGGUGCUUGCUGCAUCGAUGAGUUUGACAAAAUGUCGGGAAAUCAUCAGAUACUGCUGGAGGCCAUGGAACAGCAAGUGGUAAGCGUUGCCAAAGCGGGGGUGAUUUGUUCACUACCAGCCCGUACGUGCAUCCUCGCCGCAGCAAAUCCAUCCGGGGGACACUACGACAAAUCCAAAACCGUAUCGGAGAAUCUCAAAAUGAAACCAGCUCUCCUGUCUCGGUUUGAUUUGGUUUUCAUUCAGCUGGAUCGUCCGAACGCUCAUCUGGAUAAUUUGUUGGCCGCUCAUGUCCAGCGUCUACACGGAAUGCAAAAUGGACAACAACCAGCGCAGGGUGCUGCAUUCCAGGCUCUUCUAAUCGGAAUGGGAACAUCAACCUUGCACGGAUCACAAGCCGAGGUGCCUCUCCAUGAACGAUUGAAAAUCAGGGCUAACGAGAAAAUGGACCUGCUACCGGUGGAACUCAUCCAGAAGUACAUCGCAUACGCUCGUAAGAACGUCCAUCCCAAGCUGACUGAAGAGGCCGCCCUGGAGAUAAGAAACUUCUAUGCGGAAAUGCGCCGGGCCCAGCAGGGUAUGGACUCGAUUCCGGUGACGACCCGCCAACUAGAAGCGCUGGUGCGUCUUACCCAAGCUCGAGCACGAAUGGAUCUCGAAUCGGAGGCCACCCUGCGACACGCCCAGGAUGUUAUCGCCAUCCUGCGGUACAGUAUGAUCGACGUAUUCAGCAACGAUGUCGGAGAUUUGCAACCGAAUCGUCUGAUGAACGGAGCGGGGGUGAGUCAAACGAGCCUGGUGAAACGUUACGUGCGACUGCUGCAAUCCAAGGUGGCCACGCAGAACAAAACCAUUUUCUCGCUGGCGGAGCUGAAACAGAUGGCUGGCGUUGGAACGGAUUUUAACCGGCUGCUGGAUGCGUUGAACAUUCAAGGAUUUCUGCUCAAGAAGGGACGAGAUUUGUACAAAUUUAUGGCGGAUUGAGAGUAAGUAAGACUUCAGCUAUUUACAUAUAUGUACUUUGUUGACCAUGUCAACGAUUUGUCUCAUAAUUUUCAAUGAAUUCGAUAAGUCUGUUUUAUUUAAGUUUUGUGGAGUUACAUUUUGAUUUUUCGUUUGUCUUUUAAAUUGAUACCACCAACAUAAACUGUAUUCGAAAAAAAAGUAGCUGGAUC
This is a messenger RNA of Aedes albopictus (Asian tiger mosquito), 2892 nucleotides long. It is a transcript of the gene rec, whose product is annotated as DNA helicase MCM8. The coding region runs from base 152 to 2701 and encodes 849 amino acids. Gene Ontology annotation, cellular component: MCM complex; nucleus. Gene Ontology annotation, molecular function: ATP hydrolysis activity; ATP binding; single-stranded DNA binding. NCBI's taxonomy places the organism in Eukaryota, Metazoa, Arthropoda, Insecta, Diptera, Culicidae. The record is from RefSeq and is a predicted model, not a curated record. The transcript is spliced from 5 exons.